AAUAUCAUAUUUACUAUUGCUCUGCCUUCGACUGUUCAGAUGCGGUCAACCAGGAGAGUGUCAGUGUGGCCGGUGGGACUCGUUGGAGGCCGGAGGUACGAGCGGCCCUUAGUGGAAAAGGGGAAAGUGGUCGGCUGGUACACAGGCUGGAAGGCCGACAGGCCAUUUGCAAUUGACAUGGCUGGUUUUGCAGUGAACCUGCAGGUGAUCCUGUCAAACCCACGUGCCCUGUUCAAGAGAAGAGGAGCCAAACCAGGGAUGCAAGAGUCUGAUUUUCUCAAACAGAUCACCAAGGUGGAGGACUUGGAGCCAAAGGCCAAGAACUGUACACAGGUCCUGGUCUGGCAUACCCGCACUGAGAAGGUCAACCUGGGUAACGAACCAAAGCGACAACAGGACUCUGUCUAUAUAGAGGUCUAGCGAGUGACACUGCACUAAGACUGACAUAUAACACUGGAUGAAGGCCUGCCAUCAUUGGCACUUUCCAAAUCGAUGACCACCUUUGAACUUUAGGAUACCUGCUCUGGUGGAAAAGACAUGUCAAGUGGUCUCGGUAUUCUCUACUGACACGCACUGUAUAUGCAGAAGUUUCUCACUGUGUCGUCACACUGGAUUACCCGUAAUGUGUUGGAAGGAGAAACCAUGGAAAGGGUUUUUCAAAUGGCAACUGCACAUGAAAAAACGAUCUUAUACCCAUCUUGAAGACUCUGGACACUUGGAGGAUCAGAUCAAUGUCUGUGAACGCGGUGGAAAAAGACCAGCCGCUAGAACAGAGAGGUAGAGUGUUGCUGAAGGGAAUCGAACAGCCCACAAAAACUGAAGGAUCAGUGGAUGGAAAAACCCUGGAAAUACUGUCUAAAGAGUGUGAGACACUAUUACAAGGACAGAACUUUUGGAUUACAACUGUCUUUAUUCCAAACGACCCUCGUUAAAAGCAAAAAAAAAAAAAAAGGAAAUAAAAGACAACUUUACAAUAAAUGCGUCUUUAGACAAAAUGAUCACACAAUAGUUCAUGGCUAUUCACGGUUUAAUGCACGGAAAUAACAAUAUUCUGUCUCUGUACUAGGCACCAGAAAAUGUAAACACAUUAUAGAAAUAAACCUGGAUGACACGG
Carassius auratus (goldfish) is the source of this 1114-nucleotide messenger RNA. RefSeq names its product galactosylgalactosylxylosylprotein 3-beta-glucuronosyltransferase 2. Bases 40 to 420 code for a protein of 126 amino acids. Gene Ontology annotation, cellular component: Golgi membrane. The record is from RefSeq and is a predicted model, not a curated record. Gene Ontology annotation, biological process: chondroitin sulfate proteoglycan biosynthetic process; carbohydrate metabolic process. The transcript has 3 exons. Gene Ontology annotation, molecular function: galactosylgalactosylxylosylprotein 3-beta-glucuronosyltransferase activity. NCBI's taxonomy places the organism in Eukaryota, Metazoa, Chordata, Actinopteri, Cypriniformes, Cyprinidae.